UAUACAGCUAAACUGCGCUUGAAAAUAGAUCGCUACAGCUGAACUAUUUACUAACUCAGAGAACCACAGACUCGUUCGGUUAAAUCAUUUCCCACAUUGGGUAAACUCAGUUCUUUGUGUGAACAUUAAAGACAAUGGAGGCGAAAAUUUUGUGUAUUCUUGUGGUGUUUUGCUUUGGUAUAAGCGCGAUAGUUGGUAAGCCAAUUCUGUAUUUUGAUGUAGUAACUAACGAAUGUUUAUAGGUAGUAUUUUGUCUGAACUACUUUCAUUAAAUAGAUUAGAAGCACUUCAACGUUUCAUCGAAAUCAGGAAUUUAGGAAUAGUAUAAUGCCGUCUUGACGAAGAGCCUUCAAAUACUGAAAUACAAUCUAAACGUAUAUAAUGAUAAUCUGAAUGACUAGUGGCUGAUAAAUGACAAUAAUCAGACAAUAAUCUGGAUUGAAUGACUCGCUCUAUUGCGGCUAAUCGCUCUUCCUAUUAUUUUAAUAGUAUACACUGUUAUACAAGUCUUGGUUCCCUUAUAGUUAAUACCGCGUAUUUAAAUCCUUUCUCAAUGUUUUGUUUUUCCCAAAUCCUAUCAACAGUUAGUGACCAUGCACAUUCACAUUUAGGACGCAAAACACUUUUCUCGAAUAUUCAUGUAAAUUGUUGAUUUGCAGCGGCGGAGAUAAAACGCGGAUCCGGAAUUACGAGAUACGGAAUAGGAAACAAAAAAUCGAAUAAAGAUGUACGUGAUAACUAUAGCCAGGUUGCCGCUGUAACUUAAAAUUCGUAAUAAAUAUGUAGUACGCGAUGCUUAAUUUAUUAGCCGGAUAAUGUUUUCAUGGUUGAAAUACAGCUUUGUUAAACAAGCAGAAAUGUCAGAAAUUGGCGGAGGGGGAGGGUGGCGGUUGUCCCCCUGGUCCCGCCGCCUAGUGUCCGCCAGUGUACUAAAAAGCAACUUCAGCAUCUCUACACACUUGCCCCUUUGUUAGUUUGCCCUCAACCCCUCUUGGUCACAACUUUUUUCCAUGUAUUAUUACUUAGAGCUGUAUUGCCUGUGAUUGUUUUUAUAGGUCAACAAUGUGCUGACAAAUUGAAUUACUGUUCGCAAUGGCCUGACAGUUAUUGUACGGAUUAUCUGGAUUACAUGAAGACAAACUGCCCUAAGAAAUGCGGAUAUUGUACAACAGGUAUUGAGUCUUGACUAUAGAACAAAAGUUAUUCCGAAUAAGGAGUGCAUAAUAAUAACACACAAUUUAUGAAAACUGUAUAUUUCGAAUCAAAUCUGAUUCAUCUUCACUUCAGCAGUGUUUUGUAAGAUAUGAUUGAGUAUUGAGUGUUCCUAGACAAACCAGGAAACUUUGAGUUAUGGAGUUUCUCUGCAUUUCUAUUGUUUUUGCGCGGUUAACAAGACUGCAAUGUUUUUCUUUUAGUUCCAACUACAGUUCCAGGAACAGGAUGCUCAGAUAAACAGUCGCAAAGUAACUGUGUCCGUUGGAAGAAUUCUGGUUACUGUGCCGACGGUCACAAAUAUCAACAAUACAUGAAAGAUAACUGUAAAAAGACAUGUGGAUUUUGUGGUAAUGUAUUUUUAUGCCUAAUAUUUCAUUGAGGUUAUUGAACAGGGUUCGUAGCGGUCUUUGAAAUCCUUGAAAGUCUUUAAAUUUGAAUGCAGGUCUUUAAGGUCUUUGAAAAGUCUUUGAAUUGUGUGAAAAAGCGAAGAAAGUCUUUAAAAGUCUUUAAAUUCUUCAGUGAGUAUUUGAUUAGACGAUUUCCUAGCUAAUAAAAUAAAUUGAUUGAAGCAAGAUUUUCGCAAAUAUCGACGAAAAGGCGCAUUUUAGGAUGUGAUUUGACAGGACUAAUUACCCGCGGGUAAAAAUGGUGCUCACACUCGCAAUUUUUCGACAGCUAAUUGCUCUCAAAGGUAUUUGAAAAGUCUUUGAAAAUAGGCAGAAAAAAUCCUUGAAAGUCUUUGAAUUUUUUUGGUCUUGGAGACUACGAACCUUGUUGAAUUAAGAAAAGACCAAACUGUGGGGUACAAUGCAUGCAAGGGUUGAAAUUUUUUUAGUCGCAUGAGGGGCUACCAGUCAAUAAUAUCUGAUCUGGUCCGAUCAUGAGGGCUGGACUAGAUUUCUUAUCCCAUACCUGUGUUAAAAGCGGCUUUCUGAUUGGUUUAGAGCAGGUGAGCUUGUCGUCGAGCUCACCUGCUUUUUGCCGAACUCACCUGCUUUUCGACCGAGCUCACCCGCUAAACUGCUUACGUUGCAAUAACAAUAACAAAUAUGGCGGACAAGAUUUAGCCGAUAAACCUAAACUUUAAAGAACUUUUUUCGGUGACUAACAUACUGAGACUGAAGAAAAACCAAAGAUAAAAUGCAGUAAAGGUAAUGUAGACGUAGAUAAAGAAGUAUUUUCUUGCCCAGUGAUUUUUUUGGCCGGGAAAAUGUUCACAAAACAUCGACGAGACGACGAAUAUAUCGCGAAGAGCUACAAAUGUGUGUAUGGCUCGGUGUAUGGGAUAAAAACCAAACGUACUUGCAGCUUCGGUGAGUCCGGGAUUGGACGCACCUCGGGUGGCAGGAAGUUUCCCGAACUCACCUCGCUUCGCUCGGUAAGUUCGGGAAACUUCCAGCCACCCUCGGUGCGUCCAAUCCCGGACUCACCUCCCUGCAAGUACGUUUGUUAUAAAGUCCGCGCAAUUUGAUCCGGUCCGAAGCGAAGCCGAAGACUGGAUCAAAAUGCGAGGACUUGAAAUCUAGUCCAGUCCGAAUUGGAGGAUUUGAAUUGACAUCUCAUUUGAAUAAAUCACUACUUAAAGUGAGGUGAAAUAAAACUACAAAGAACAUAAAAGCAUAAUUUAUUUUUUAAAACUACAUCAGAUCAACUCGAUGCUUAAUAUAACAUUUUCAUAACCCGAAUCUUAAAUCUAAAGUGUAAUUAUUAUAAAUUGAAUUAAUCUUUUAAAGGAGGUUCGACUAAACCCACGGGUGCAACAACUAAACCAACAAACCCAACUCAGCCAAGUGGUAAGUUAAAAAUAAAAGCUGGUUUCUAUCUCUUUUAAAAUUUCUUCAGUG
Messenger RNA from Paramuricea clavata, 3059 nucleotides. Lineage: Eukaryota; Metazoa; Cnidaria; Anthozoa; Malacalcyonacea; Plexauridae. The record is from the annotation of a GenBank genome assembly.